Messenger RNA from Ostrea edulis (European flat oyster), 2719 nucleotides. RefSeq names its product tripartite motif-containing protein 45-like. Gene Ontology annotation, molecular function: ubiquitin protein ligase activity; zinc ion binding; protein binding. The coding region runs from base 100 to 1764 and encodes 554 amino acids. Gene Ontology annotation, biological process: proteasome-mediated ubiquitin-dependent protein catabolic process; protein polyubiquitination. The record is from RefSeq and is a predicted model, not a curated record. The transcript is spliced from 2 exons. Lineage: Eukaryota; Metazoa; Mollusca; Bivalvia; Ostreida; Ostreidae.
CGCACAGGUAUUUAAUCACGGGACUAGACGGAAGGUCGAAAGAACAGGGAGGCCAUGUUGGAUUUUCAGUAAAGUGUUUGUGUGAUCCCGGCGUCAGAAAUGCAUCCCCGGCGCAGUGCUCAGGAAGUCCUACUGUGUAACCUCUGUGGAACUGUCCCCCUACAGAGUCGUUGUGAAGUUUGUAAUAUAAAUCUAUGUAAGGCCUGUGUUGGGGAGCACCUCUCCGAUUCCUCUAAACAACACAAUGUCAUGCCCUAUUUACAAAGAAAGUCUACUCCUAACUACCCGAAAUGUCCGAAACACGCCAAUGAACACUGUAAACAUCACUGUGAUAAAUGUGACAUUCCUGUCUGUAUUACUUGGGUCUCCUCCGGUAAACACAAAGGUCACAAGUUAUCAGAAAUUCUGGAAAAACUCAACUCCAAAACACAAAGGUUGCAAAAAGAUUUAGAGGAACUCGAGACGAGAAUUUAUCCCAGAUAUGAAGAAAUGGUGUCCGAUGUCCAAACUGAAAAAGCCGAUAUAGAAACAAACUACGGGAAAUUGACCACAACUGCCGAACAAGAAGGUGAAAUCUUACACCGGGAGAUCACCGCCAUUGUCAACCAACGGAAAUCUGUCAUCCAGGAGAUGAAAAAUAAACACCUAUCUACCCUGAAUAAAAGUACAGAAGAAAUCACACAGAAAAUUACUGAACUCAAACAAAUCAUGUCCGACUUAAAAUCAAUCCUAAAAUCAAAUGACGUCUCCCUAGCUUCUACUUACAAAUCUAGGAAUUCCGAAUUUAGAACAUUACCGCCUAAAGUCCGAGCUACAUUGCCGCAUUUUACUCCUCAGAAAAUAAACACAGACCAGCUCCGGGAAAUGUUUGGUUCUCUGUCGCCAUUAUCCAUUAACACAGAACAUGGCGACACAAUUAAGUCAGCAGAAGCUCUAUCGUCUCCUCCAGUCAAACCACUGCUUGAUGGCCCGCGCCUCACCGCCACAAUAAACACUGGGUAUGAAUGCGGACUAUACAGUGUUAGCUGUCUGAGUGAAGAUCAAGUCUGGACACGCGGGGGUAACGAAACCAUGAAGCUCCUCAAUCUCAAGAGUAAAGUACUGACAUCAAUACAAACCAAGUCAGGAAACUGGCCAGAGGACAUAGCAGUGACACAGGACGGCGAUCUUGUUUAUACUGACUAUAGUAAUCAAACUGUUAACUUAAUUAAGAAUAAAAAGAUACAGACCGUGAUCUCACUACACGGGUGGUUACCUCGCAAUGUCUGCUGUACCGCGUGUAACGAUCUCCUGGUUACCAUGGUCAGUGAUGAUAGAAAACAAUCCAAAGUCGUGCGUUACUCCGGCUCCACACAGAAACAAAGCAUUCAGUUUGAUGAUCAGGGUCGUCCUCUUUAUUCAUCUGGUGGUUACACUAAAUACAUCAGUGAGAACAAGAACCUGGAUAUCUGUGUGGCUGACCUGUCAGCUGGUGCAGUAGUGGUGGUCAAUCAGUCAGGAAAACUCCGAUUUAGAUACACUGGCCAUCCCUCUAAUACCGAGCAAUCAUUUAAACCAGCCGACAUCACUACAGACAGUCAGAGUCACAUCCUGACAGCAGACUAUAACAAUGACCGUAUCCACAUCCUAGAUCUGGACGGACAGUUCCUCCGUUACAUUCACUGUGAUUUAGACACUCCAUACGGUUUAUGUGUGGACAUCAGAGACAACCUCUUUGUGGCUGAGUGUAACACUGCUAAAGUGAAGAAAAUCCAAUAUCUAUAAACACAGUGUUGAUUACCCAGCUCUACAGUGUUAAUUACAUCUAUCAAAGCGGUGUUAAUUACAUAUUUCUGCAGCGCUAUUUACAUUAGUGUGUUCAUUACAACUGCUUGUUAACUACAGUUCCUUGUUAAUUACAUAUCAUUGUUAAUUACAGCCAUGUGUUAAUUACAGCCCUGUGUACAUUACAGCCUUGUGUUCAUUACAGCCCUCUGAUUUAUGAUGUGUAAUGUACAUGUGUUUGUGAGUUUAACUGAUAAAACAUUAGUCUCUCAGUGCUGUUUACUAAUUAUAUCUUAUCUGUAUCAUUAUGUUUAGUGGAACAGUAUUAAUUUUAGUACAUUAAUUACUAUUUUGACCAUGUUACUAGUUAUCUUUAUACAAUGUUUUGUGGACUAAUUUGACGGUGUUACUAGUUAUCUAUAUACAAUCUUUUGUGAACUAAUUUGACUGUGUUACAAUUUAUCUUUAUACAAUCUUUUGUGGACUAAUUUGACUGUGUUACUAGUUAUCUAUCUCUAUAAAAUCUUUUGUGGACUAAUUUGGCUGUGUUACUAAUUAUCUAUAUACAAUCUUGAUUGGACUAAUUUGGCUGUGUUACUAGUUAUCUAUAUGCAAUCUUUUGUGGACUAAUUUGACUGUGUUACUAAUUAUCUAUAUACAAUCUUGAUUGGACUAAUUUGGUUGUGUUACUAGUUAUCUAUAUGCAAUCUUUUGUGGACUAAUUUGACUUUGUUACUAAUUAUCUAUAUGUAAUCUUUAGUGGACUAAUUUGACUGUGUUACUAAUUAUCUAUAUACUAUGUUGUGUGGACUAGUUUGACGGUGUUACUAAUUAUCCAUAUCCAAUCUUUAGUGGACUAAUUUGACUGUGUUACUAGUACUUGAAUAUUAUUUGGUCUGUUUAUCUUAUCUGUCAAUAUGCAUAUAUGUUUUCAAUGUGUAUAUUAGAUAAACAU